AUGGGAAACAAGGCGCCAAACAGUAUUGUAACUGAUCAAUGCAAGGCCAUGGCAAAUGCAAUUGAAGAAGUGUUCCCAAAAACAAAACAUAGGUGGUGUUUGUGGCACAUAAUGAAAAAAAUACCUGAAAAAUUUCAAGGGCAUAAGAAUUAUGUUGGAAUCAAGUGUUAUAUAAAAGUGGUUGUCUAUGAAUCUGCUAGUGCAAUUGACUUUGAUAGUGGUUGGAAACGACUACUUACCACACAUGGCUUGGAAAAUAAUGAUUGGCUAUGUAAUUUGUACGAAGAGAGAGGGAAAUGGGUUCCAUGUUACUUGAAGAAUCACUUUUGGGCUGAUAUGUCAACUACUCAAAGAAGCGAGGGAAUGAAUGCUUUCUUUGAUGGUUUUAUUAAUUCCACUACCACACUGCAACAAUUUGUGAUUCAAUACGAUAAUGCUUUAAAAGUAAAGGCCCAAAAAGAAAUAGAAGCUGACUUUGCCUCUCUAAAUACAACAGUUGCAUGUGGGUCUCAAUCACCAAUUGAGAGACAAUUUCAAGUUGAGUACACACAUGAAAAAUUUGAAGAAGUACAAAAUGAGUUUCGAUCAAGGAUGAAUUGUUUCAUUAAAGACACGGUGAAGGAAAGUAUUUUCAACAUCUACACAAUCAAAGAAGAGUGCAUGUGGGAUGGAAAAUGUGCUCCAAAAUAUUACCAUGUUCAAUUCGAUCCUGUUUUAAAAGAUAUUACUUGCUCCUGCCUACUUUUUGAGUUUAGAGGCAUUAUAUGUAGGCAUUCGGUAUUGGUUCUAGGUCAGGAAGAUGUCCAUAAUGUACCCUCGAAAUAUGUACUUCGACGUUGGAGCAAAAACAUCCGAAGAAAGCACACACUUAUUAGAGCAGCUUAUAGUUCUUUACAGCAUGAUCCCAAGAUGCAAAGAUACCAAACUUUGUGUCAACAGUUCUAUAAUCUGGCUGAGGCUGCAUGUGAAUCUGAAUGUGCUACUGAUCAGUUGGAAAAAGAUUUGAAAUGUCUUGCUAAAAAGUUUGGUUUGAGUUCAUGCCUGAAAAAUAACAUCGUAAGUGAGGGAGGACAAUUAAGGUAUGAGAGUGCCGUCACAGAAACUCCAUCCUACAAUACAUGCGGAAGUAGUGACGUACUAGUUCGCAGUCCCGUCACGGUUAAGCGAAAAGGCCGACCAAGAACUAACAGAUUGAAAUCAACCGUUGAAAGUAGGUGUAAAAAGAAAUCAAAGGCUACUAAAAAACCCAAGUGUAACCUACAUUACUCCUUUAAAACCCAAAUACCCCCAAAACCAUUUAACUUCCAACACACUCUGAAAACCCUAAUAACCCAAAAUGCCACCUCGCGCAAAGAAGACAACAAAGGCUUCGUCGUCGAGAACGACGCCUACUAUUCCAGAACCAGUGUCCCCUCCAUUAUCGCCACGGGUUGCAGGUAA
Vigna radiata var. radiata (mung bean) is the source of this 1440-nucleotide messenger RNA. Its product is annotated as protein FAR-RED IMPAIRED RESPONSE 1-like. The coding region runs from base 1 to 1440 and encodes 479 amino acids. NCBI's taxonomy places the organism in Eukaryota, Viridiplantae, Streptophyta, Magnoliopsida, Fabales, Fabaceae. Gene Ontology annotation, molecular function: zinc ion binding. The transcript has a single exon. Gene Ontology annotation, biological process: regulation of DNA-templated transcription. The record is from RefSeq and is a predicted model, not a curated record.